Alternaria hordeiaustralica is the source of this 411-nucleotide messenger RNA. It is a transcript of the gene HHT1, whose product is annotated as histone H3.1. The transcript has 4 exons. The record is from RefSeq and is a predicted model, not a curated record. Gene Ontology annotation, cellular component: nucleosome. Bases 1 to 411 code for a protein of 136 amino acids. Gene Ontology annotation, biological process: rRNA transcription. Gene Ontology annotation, molecular function: DNA binding; protein heterodimerization activity; structural constituent of chromatin. Lineage: Eukaryota; Fungi; Ascomycota; Dothideomycetes; Pleosporales; Pleosporaceae.
AUGGCCCGCACUAAGCAGACCGCCCGCAAGUCCACUGGUGGCAAAGCCCCCCGCAAGCAGCUCGCAUCCAAGGCAGCUCGCAAGUCCGCACCCUCAACCGGUGGUGUCAAGAAGCCUCACCGCUACAAGCCCGGAACCGUCGCUCUCCGUGAGAUCCGUCGCUACCAGAAGUCGACUGAGCUCCUCAUCCGCAAGCUCCCCUUCCAGCGUCUUGUCCGUGAGAUCGCUCAGGACUUCAAGUCGGAUCUCCGCUUCCAGUCCUCUGCCAUCGGCGCCCUCCAGGAGUCCGUCGAGGCCUACCUCGUCUCGCUCUUCGAGGACACCAACCUCUGCGCCAUCCACGCCAAGCGUGUCACCAUCCAGAGCAAGGACAUCCAGCUCGCCCGCCGCCUCCGUGGUGAGCGCGGUUAA